Messenger RNA from Cryptomeria japonica (Japanese cedar), 2061 nucleotides. Its product is annotated as receptor-like protein EIX2. Lineage: Eukaryota; Viridiplantae; Streptophyta; Pinopsida; Cupressales; Cupressaceae. The transcript has a single exon. Bases 1 to 2061 code for a protein of 686 amino acids. Gene Ontology annotation, molecular function: protein binding. The record is from RefSeq and is a predicted model, not a curated record.
AUGGAAGCUAUGUUUUCAUGUGGCAGAGUUGCAUUUGCAAUUAUAACAAUAUUAUGCUGCUUCACUUCCCCUGCAAUUGCAUGCCCCUUCCCUGAAAGAAAUCUUCUCCUGGAUUUCAAGGCAGCCGUUGUAGAUGAGUAUAACACUCUAACUUCCUGGCACGGAUUGAAUUGCUGCACGUGGAUAGGAGUCAGUUGUAAUCUCCGCACAGGCCAUGUUUCUCGACUGGAUCUGAGUGGAUUCAAUUUGGAAGGUAACAUCAGUUCAUCGCUGUUCCAACUUGCACGGUUGGAGCACCUCGAUCUCAGUGACAACCUCUUCAAGGGUAAAUUCAGUCCUCCCCAUUAUCGAAAGUUGAAGAGUCUCACUUUUCUUGACUUGUCAUUUGCUGGUUAUGUAAAUUAUUCCUCUCUGGAUUCUGUAUUCGACAAUCUCACUAGACUUAAUGAGCUGUAUCUUUCUUACAAUCAGUUAACUGUAAACAUUGAUUCAACAUGGAUUCCGCAGUUUAAGCUUUCCGAUUUGGCAUUAGGCUCUUGCAAUUUAGAUAGAAUUCCAUCGUUUCUUGUGACCCAAUACGGCUUGGAAUAUCUAGACCUAUCUGCUGACAGUAUCCAAACAAAUAUUCCAUCUUGGAUAUGGAACUUACCCAGCCUUUAUAGUUUGAACCUUAGCUGUAAUCAAUUAACUGGGUCAUUGCCAUCUAGACAAACCUUACCCAAGUAUUUUGAAAUUCUAGAUUUGCACAAUAAUAGCCUAGAAGGUUCUCUUCAUCUUCCUCUCGCUGGAGCUUAUCUGGUAGAUCUGUCGAUGAAUCAGUUUAAUGGUUCUAUUCCUAGUCCCAUCGGUGCGUAUCUUGAAAAUGCAGUGUUCUUAACCUUGUCCCGGAAUAACCUCAGCGGAGCGAUUCCAGAGUCUAUUUGCACUCCAUAUUUGCAGGUUCUUGACCUUUCAAAAAAUACGCUGAGCAGUGUCAUUCCUCCUCAUUUAACCAGGAUUUGUUCUUCUCUUAGUGUUCUAGAUUUGGCAGAGAAUCAUCUGGAAGGUAAAUUGCCAGCAGAGUGGGGCAACAUUACAAACAUGCAUACAUUGAAGCUCAAUGGUAAUCAUUUGAGAGGAGUUAUUCGCUCAUCCAUUUCAGAAGGCCGAUCUCUGCAAGUAUUGGAUUUGGGAAAUAAUGAUUUGGAAGGCACCCUUCCCCAGUGGAUUGGAAAGCUAUCACAGCUGCAUGUGUUGGUCUUAAGGUCUAAUCAUUUUCAUGGCCGUAUCCCACGCCAGGUAAUUGGCCUUCCGAAUCUUCAAAUUCUGGAUCUUUCUGGCAACCACCUUUCAGGAGCUAUUCCAAGCAACCUUACAAACCUGCUUGCAAUUGUCAAUGCAUCGCAGAAUAAUUCAAACCAUUUGGAAGACGUUAGUUAUACAAAUAAAAUUACAAUUUCCUGGAAAGGCUGGGAUGUUGAAUUUGUGAAAGUUCUCUUUAUUCUUAAAUGUAUUGAUCUUUCAAACAACAACUUAUCAGGGAGCAUUCCUUCUAAAAUGGGAUCUCUUCAAGGCUUGAUAGCCCUUAACCUUUCAAGGAAUCAUCUCAGUGGCCGAAUCCCAAAAACAUUGGGACACAUGGAACAACUAGAGUCUCUGGACCUCUCGCUAAACAGGUUGAAUGGCAACAUUCCCUUAGAACUUGAGUUCCUGAGUUAUUUGGAGUUCUUGAAUCUAUCUUACAACAUGCUUGAUGGAAAAGUACCCCAUGGAGGACAGUUCCUAACUUUUGGGGAGUCGUCCUACUUAGGCAAUCUUAAGCUAAGUGGGAUUCCAUUUACCAAUAUAAGCGUCUGCAACAACUCUUCUGGCUAUCGCAACUGCACAAGUAUUGAGAGAAUUGGUGAAGCAAAGAAUUCAGAUGGUGAAAUGAUAGGAUGGGCAGUGGGACUUGGAUUGAGUUAUGGUAUGGGAUUCUCUAUUGUGAUUGGAGUAUUGACUUUAAAUAAGAGGGUGAGAAAGAGAGCCUUCGAUUUUUAUGAUGUUGUAAUAUUAGCUAUUGAUGGGUGUAUAAGAGGUUAA